AUGGUUUUCAAGGAGAUUACCAUAUCGCUUGCAUAUGUGGCCCAGAUAACCAUUCUUCUUUCUCUGGACGUCUUAUUUCUUCUCUUUACGGUCCAAAGAUCCCUCUACUUCUUUGGGAAGGGAAUGAAAAGAAAGCCUGACGCCAUACGAGUCCGAUUGAUUCCUAAGAGCCAGAGCGAUCUUUAUCUUAUAGACGGAAUUUCUGGAAUCGAUCUCAUCUAUCUUCCUGGAAACUUUGUAGCUGUGGAGGAGCAUAUAGAGUUCUGCAAAUAUCUAUCCAAGAUCUUCGAGUGCAAUGUGAUUUCCAUGGUGUAUAGAGGAGUGGCAGGGAACGGAUAUUCUCCAUCUGAGAAGGGCAUAGUGGAAGAUCUAUCUCCAGCCUCUAGAUGGCUUUCAAGAAGGAGUACUCGGAAAGUUAUCCUGGGGUUUUCUAUAGGAUCAGCCGUAGGAAUCCGUUUGGCAGAAAAAUGUCGUGUUGAUGCUCUAGUUCUUAUAAACCCGUUUAUAUCACUAAGGGAGGUGGUUGGGAAUGUCUCCUUUGGUAGGAUUCUGAAGCACCUCGUGAUUGAUGAGUGGAACAACCUAAACCGAAUGAAGAACAUCAAUGUGCCUGUCUAUUUUGUUGUUUCCUCCAAUGACGAAAUAGUUUCUCCAUCCCAUACGGACGAGCUUAUCAAAAGAACAAAGCAUCCAAAGAAGAUUGUGAUUCGCAAUGCCGAUCACAACGAGCCCAUGCGGAAUUUCACAACACAUUUAUGCUCUCUAAUGGAUGAGGUACUAAGAAAAACACCAUCGGGUGGAUGA
Encephalitozoon intestinalis ATCC 50506 is the source of this 804-nucleotide messenger RNA. RefSeq lists its product as uncharacterized. Lineage: Eukaryota; Fungi; Microsporidia; Unikaryonidae. The transcript has a single exon. The record is from RefSeq and is a predicted model, not a curated record. Bases 1 to 804 code for a protein of 267 amino acids.